Messenger RNA from Fonsecaea erecta, 975 nucleotides. RefSeq lists its product as hypothetical. Bases 1 to 975 code for a protein of 324 amino acids. The record is from RefSeq and is a predicted model, not a curated record. The transcript has a single exon. NCBI's taxonomy places the organism in Eukaryota, Fungi, Ascomycota, Eurotiomycetes, Chaetothyriales, Herpotrichiellaceae.
AUGACGCCUGCGUUUCCCUUCUGUUUCCACCCUCGCACCCUCCUUCUCGCGUUUUUCGUCGAUUCCUCCACACUCCUCGUGGUUUUGUCCUUGUUUGCUGCAUCUGGCCAUCGUCAAGUGCGUCCGUUCUUUACCAAUUCGCUAGUCUUGACCUCCUUUUGCCAAUAUUUGCGGAGCAAACAAUACCCAACGCAAUACACCGUUCGCACGUUUUGGACCGCCAUCAAGUUCGCCGACAGAAACUGCGGACGACCGUCGAUCCCGCCGAUGCGCUCGUCUUUCUGCUCGGUAGCCUGCCUGGCGACACUCUUUUCCUCCUCUCUCGCGCUCGAAUUCACCUCCCCAAGCUCCGAUUCGCAAAUAGACCCGAGCAAGAGUGUGGUCAUUUCAUGGUCUGUCAGUUACACAGACCCGUCGACUAUUGACCUCAAACUCAGCAACUCUGAUCUGGGCACGGAUCUGACUAUUGCAACGGGGGUCGUUUCAUACACUGGCUCCUACACUGUGCCAGCUGGCACCAUACAAGGUUCGGGGUCUGGCUAUGAGAUAGUGGCUGUUGGAAACGGGGACAAUCUUGCCCAGAUCACGGGGUUGACAUUUGGUAGCAAAGGUGGCAAUGGGCCGGUGACCUUGGUCACGACAGCCACCGUCAUUCCAACCCCAGCUGCUUCCACUACCUCAGGUGGACAUGAUGGCACAGACAGCAACGUCCCAACGGCAACGAUCAACUCGGUCGGGGUUAUUACCCUGUCCGGAACAGUGACUGGAAGUAAAGCAACGACGUCGGCAACCAAUUCCCGCACUGAGAGCAGCUUUGCGACUAGCACAACGAGCAGAGCAAGCAGCGAGUCGAAUGGCGCUGUUGCGCCAAGUGCUGGGAGCACAAACACCGCCAAUGGCCAGAAACGACGGGGUGGUGAACUCGUCCUCGGUGCUGCCGGUCUGUUGGCUGGAGUCGUUGCGCUGUUAGCAUGA